AAAAAUUAGCCCUGGAAAAGCUGAGAUAGACUGUGAUGAGCUAUCAUAUUGGUACAAUGAAUUGUGAAUGUAUCGAUAGCUAACUAAGCUGACGACAUUAUUAGAAUAUGGCAACUCUGAUGUCCGAAACACGAACUCAAGAUGUUCGUUUGCAAAGACGAAGACGAACCGAACCCCAACAUAAGAAUAUGCUUACAGGGGAGGUGCGUUACACAUCAUUGCAUGCAAGAAAGGCGUGUCUGGAACUGGGAAUACCAACCAAUCAGCUUGCAAGUGUAGGGCCACGCCCUCCUAAACAUAAAGAGGAAAAACCGGAAAAAUCAUUUGUGACGUCAUAUUGUCGUUCACUACGAUUGAAAUCCAAGAAAAGACGACCAGCAGCUGCGACUGUUAUUAUAGGACGAUCACGUAGUGAUUACGUCACGAUUACGUCACAAGUAUCUCAUAAAUCUGUGACAUCACGAAAUCGAAGAUAUUCCGAGAGCAAAGCUAUGACUAAGAGUGAUAUAAAAGGAAUCCUUUCUCAGACGAAACAAACCGAGAACAACAAACGAGUCACAUUCAACGAGCAAGUCGAAAUUGAAGAAUUUAAACCAGCAAGCGCUAUUAUUGAACAAACAAAAAGCGCGGGAAAGAAAAAUGACGUCACAAAGAAAAACAAUUACGAAAGCACAAAGAACAAUAACCACUCGGGAAAUACACACUGUGACGUCAUUAAUGACGUAAACAAUAAAAAAUACAAUACAUCGAAUAAAUCGAACAAAAGCAAUAAUGACAAAACAAAUGUAAUAACAAACAAUAGUGACGUCACAAAUAAAACAUUAGAACUAAACAAAAACGAGCAUACCACGAUACCCGACAUUACCGCAAGUACGGACGAUUUAAUUCCUGUUAAGUGGCCAAUCGAAACGAAAGACCCGUCGUUAAGUGACCCUCAACAGGAAAUUGACGAUGAAAAGCCUCUUUUAUUGAUUCCUAGUGGGAAUUCAGUGGCGAAAGUGACAGGUGCAAGACUGGAGAACAUUGGUGGGAAAUUAACUGGCGAUACUUUGGGUUUAAACGAAACUGAGGGCAUAGUAGAGGCGGAUAAAGGCCAGAUUGUAGAGAAAAUUUUACCUGAAAUCUCCGAGGACGAUAAUCCGGUAACUGAAACGAAUAACGGUUAUCUGGGUAAUGGAUAUAAUGACAUUAUGGAUAUAAUAGAUAACGGUGAACCGAAUUCUACCAGGAAUAUCUACGUGCGAAAGCAUCUUAAGAAAAAAUACGGAGAAAAAGGCAAUAAUUUACCAGUUAUAAGAGAAGAACUGAACUCUAGAGGAACCGGUCGCGGUGACGUCAUAGGAACUAAAAACGUCAUAUCUAACAAUGACGUCAUAAAUGAAGAUGCGAUGACCUCAAAAGAACUUAUUUCGAGGGAAGAGGUUAUAAGCAAAGCGCGCCAGGACGCGAGAUUAAGCGCACUGAGGGGACAAAUUGCUGCGGAUAAGGCGGCUUGGAGCUGCGUAGUCCGGUACCCAAGGCGCGCCACUUCCGAACCAAACAGUGGAAGUAGUUCACCUUUGACCUAUGGAGUAAAUUUUGGUGUCAAAAAAACGUCCCCACUGGAGUUUCACCGCGAAAAGAGCAAUAUGUUCCCGUUGAAUGGCGGGAAAAAACUCGCAAUAUAUAGGCAUAAUUUUGGACAAAAGUAUCGUCUUACAAACAGUCCUUCCCCUACACUACCCCCUUUGAUGACGUCACCACCUAGUGACGUAAAUUUGGUGACACAAAGAAGGAGUGGAGUAUGGAUGCCAGAUUUAUCAGUGGUAUCGAAAGAGAAGCGAUACAGAGUGAAAACAAAAUCAUCGGGGAUUGUAUCUCAUGAAAACAUAAGAUGACUUUAUUGGGCGCCAUUUUAGCUAGACGAGAAGAAGUGGUUUCCGUAUACUUAAGCUGCCUUAUCGGCUUUCACAUAACGAGCGUAGCCAGCCCAAAAUAUUUGGAGGGGUUCCCUUCCUCCAUUUAAAAUUGAAAAAAAAAAAAUUUGUGUCAUUCAUGGCAAUUUUGCCAUUUCAAGAUUCUUAAGAAAUCACAUUUUUCGAACCCCCUAGCUCUGGGGUUCCCAAGCUUUUUUCAGGACGACCCCAAAGACAACUUUCAAGUGUCCAGUGCGACCCCAGGUCAAUAUAUAUAUUUUUCAUAAAACUUUAGAGCUUCUUUCACGGAGCUUUUGAGUUUGGUCAUGUGGUGGUAUUAAGUAAAAUAAGCUAUAACUAAACAGUGAUGUCAUAAUAAGCGCUUACAUUUUCUAUAGCAUAAGCAUAGAGCAAUGCAUAUGGGCCUGUUUUACAGUAAGCCAUGGUACAAACUGCUGAAUUUAACAUGGUUUGUCAAAUCUUAGAUGUUUUGUACAUUCAUCCUCUAUCAUACCUCAGCGACCUCAUCACUUGUUUGCGAACCUACCUUCUUAUCACUCCGACCCAAUUUGGGGUCACGACCCCUGAUUUGCGAACCCCUGCUCUGGCUGUCACGGUCAAACUUGACAAUUAGAAAUUUCUUCCCACCCCCUUCUUGGAAAUUUCCUCCUCUGAUGUUAUUAGAGUAUGUUGCUAAAUAUGUUCUGAAUAAUUGAAUACUGUGUAACGGAUUGGUCCCGUAAAGUUUGAAAUCACCACACCUCAAUUUUAUCAAUUUAAAUUAUCAAUUUUAUUUAUUUUUGUGAAUGAAAAAGCUUGGCUGCCUGAGAAUAUAUACGAUAGGAGUCUUAUCUCCCGAUAAAAAUUUCUUUAAUGGAAAAGAUAUCCUUUUUUUAUUUAUGACAGAAGUUUUUUUUUUAAAUAAAAAAUCAAACCUGA
Styela clava is the source of this 2834-nucleotide messenger RNA. RefSeq lists its product as uncharacterized. The record is from RefSeq and is a predicted model, not a curated record. NCBI's taxonomy places the organism in Eukaryota, Metazoa, Chordata, Ascidiacea, Stolidobranchia, Styelidae.